UUGCCCCAUCCUGCUUCUCUCUCUUCCCUUCUCACUAACUUAUUCAAUUACAGAGAGAGAAAGAUGAUAAAGUUGAGGGCGGCAAAGAGGUUCUCAAGAUCUAAGCUAGGUGGUAGUGGUGGUGGUGCCGCCGCAGCCCACGGCGGAGGCGGUGACAUCAAAUGGGAGCUGAGGCCCGGCGGCAUGCUUGUCCAGAAAAGAGAAAUCAACGACAACGCCGAUGAAGUAAUGAUCACAAUUAGAGUGUCAACUGUGUCGCAGAGCCACCAUAUUUCUGUCCGGCCAACCUCAACAUUCGGAGAAUUAAAGAUGGUAUUAUCAGUAUUAACAAAUCUGGAGGCAGAAGAGCAAAGAAUACUGUUCAAAGGCAAAGAAAGGGAAGACGAUGAGCACUUACACAUGGUGGGUGUAAGAGACAAAGACAAAGUGCUAAUGUUGGAGGAUCCGGCAAUCAAAGAGAGGAAGCUACUCGGGUUGGCCCGAAUACCCGGAUCCCCUUAUCGUACUAUUAGUGUGUAAUUAAUCAACACUAAUUAACUAAACCCUAACCAAUCUAACAACAUAUAUAUAAUUAAGCUUUUAUUAAUUAGUACUAUAUCAUAUAUAUAUAUAUAUAUUAAGUGGUGGUGGUGAUGAUGAUUAAUUAAAGUGUCUGAUCGAUCAUCAUCAUCAUCAUCAUCUACUUGGCUUAAGGUGGGGGGACUUUGUUUUUUGUAAGACACCCUUGUCGGGUCGGGCAUAUAUAUAUAUAGUGAAAUGUAAGGUGG
Molecule: messenger RNA, 767 nt
Organism: Sesamum indicum (sesame)
Lineage: Eukaryota; Viridiplantae; Streptophyta; Magnoliopsida; Lamiales; Pedaliaceae
Product: BAG family molecular chaperone regulator 2
Molecular function (GO): protein binding
Source: RefSeq, a predicted model, not a curated record